Spirometra erinaceieuropaei is the source of this 593-nucleotide messenger RNA. NCBI's taxonomy places the organism in Eukaryota, Metazoa, Platyhelminthes, Cestoda, Diphyllobothriidea, Diphyllobothriidae. The record is from the annotation of a GenBank genome assembly.
AUGGAGGACGAGGUGGAGAAGAAGAAGAAGAAGAAGAAGAAGAAGAAGAAGAGGAAGAAGAAGAAGAAGAAGAAGAAGAAGAAGAAGAAGAAGAAGAAGAAGAAGAAGUAUAAGAAGAAGAAUAAGAAGAAGAAGAAUUAAGAGGAGGGGGAAGUGUGAUGGAGACCGCCCCACCAGCCUCGUCGAAUUAAGCUUGCUGAUUGUAAUUAGCGUCUGUCCACAGGGUGUCCGCCAAUAGCCAAUUAUCAAGUUGGCAAGAAUGCGGACUGAAGCCGAAGGCGCAAAAACACGACAGUGCUCACUUCCGAUCACAAUGAACAGCUCAGCCAGCUCCCUGCUCAAUCUGGUUUUCAUUCCCAGAUCUCACAAAUAUGGGAUUGUGUAUGGCUGACUAACGACGGCUUAUAGGCCAGGCGAUUUCAGUUAUGGGUGGGACAUGGAAAUUGUUACCCCUGUAAAUGACUUCAAGGUCACCAGCACUACGGGGGAUUCCUUAUUCCCAUGGCCAACUGUCACUUGUCUUGAAGAAGAAGAAGAAGAAGAAGAAGAAGAAGAAGAAGAAGACACGAUCGCCGGAACAAGAGCGUUAUUAG